UCACUCAUCUUGCCUCUCUCAGUAAACCAGCAAGAGUUGAUAACAUAUUGUCCAUCUCUGCAGCGUAACCAUCAAGCAAUGGGAAUCAAAGUACACGGAACCAAAGUAUCAAUGUGCACCAUGAGGGUUUUGGCAGCACUCUACGAGAAGGGUAUUGAUUUUGAGCUUGUUAACGUCGACAUGGCAACUGGCGAGCAUAAAAAGCCACCUUACCUUUCUCUCAAUCCAUUCGGUCAACUUCCAGCGUUCGAAGAUGGAGAUCUCAAACUCUUCGAAUCAAGGGCAAUAGCUCAAUAUAUUGCAUAUGCUUAUGCGGAUAAGGGGAAUCCACUGGUAGUCCAAGAUGUAAAGAAAAUGGCCAUAGUGACGGUGUGGAUGCAAGUGGAAGCCCUUCAAUUUGAAGCUGCAGCUGCAAGAUUAGCUUGGGAGCUAGCAUAUAAGCCAAUGUUUGGGAUGGAAACAGACGUUGCAGUUGUGGAGGAGCAUGAGGCUAAAUUGGCUAAGGUUCUUGAUAUCUUUGAAUCGCGAUUAACUGAAUCAAAGUACUUGGGAGGGGAUACCUUUACCUUGGCUGAUCUGAACCAUCUUCCAAUCAUAAAGUUAAUAUACAAUACUCGGGCAGGUAAAUUGUUUGAGGCGCGCUCUCAUGUUAAAGCUUGGUGUGAUGAUAUCCAGGCACGACCAGCGUGGCAGAAGGUUAUAUCAUGA
Molecule: messenger RNA, 708 nt
Organism: Daucus carota subsp. sativus
Lineage: Eukaryota; Viridiplantae; Streptophyta; Magnoliopsida; Apiales; Apiaceae
Product: glutathione S-transferase
Exons: 3
Coding region: 79-708 (209 amino acids)
Biological process (GO): glutathione metabolic process
Cellular component (GO): cytoplasm
Molecular function (GO): glutathione transferase activity; glutathione binding
Source: RefSeq, a predicted model, not a curated record